Microplitis mediator is the source of this 1820-nucleotide messenger RNA. It is a transcript of the gene Vps25, whose product is annotated as vacuolar protein-sorting-associated protein 25. The transcript is spliced from 4 exons. The record is from RefSeq and is a predicted model, not a curated record. Gene Ontology annotation, molecular function: structural molecule activity; protein homodimerization activity. The coding region runs from base 144 to 671 and encodes 175 amino acids. Gene Ontology annotation, cellular component: ESCRT II complex. NCBI's taxonomy places the organism in Eukaryota, Metazoa, Arthropoda, Insecta, Hymenoptera, Braconidae. Gene Ontology annotation, biological process: protein transport to vacuole involved in ubiquitin-dependent protein catabolic process via the multivesicular body sorting pathway.
AAUCGAGACUCAAAAUGGCGAUUCGAUUAUAACCUCGAAUUUUUUGUAUAAUCGAUCUCUUUUAUAUCUGUUUACAAAAUAAAUAUAUAAACAAAAUAAUUAAUCGUCAUUAUUAUUAUUUAUCAAUAAUUAGGUAAUUGAUAAUGAGUGAAAUUGAGUGGCCUUGGCAGUAUAGUUUCCCGCCAUUUUUUACAUUACAGCCUCAUGCUGAAACAAAAGAAAAACAAUUGUCAGCAUGGACAAGUUUAGUUUUAAAUUAUUACCAGACAACGAAACAAUCAACUUUAGAUACAAGAGAAAUUCAUUCUAGUCCAUUAUUUAAUAAUACAGCAAUUAAAAGAAAAUUAUCACCAGAAGUGGUACAACUGAUACUAGAUAAUUUACAAAAAUCAGGCAACGCAACGGCUCUAGACAAAUCAAAACAAAGAUGGUUGAUUCACUGGCAUACUCUAGAAGAAUGGGGUAAUAUUGUCUAUACCUGGGCACAAGACAAUGGAUUCAUCAACAGCGUUUGCACACUAUUUGAAUUAACUCAAGGAGAAAAUACUGUCGAUCAAGAAUUUUAUGGACUUGACACCGAAGUUAUUUUGAGAUCACUUAGAACAUUAGAACCACAAGGUAAAGCUGAAUUAAUUAUUUUUGAUGAUAAUCAGGGCGUUAAAUUUUUCUAAUUAUUAUAAUUAAUUAAUUUUAAUAAACAACAAUUUAUUUUAUCGAUAAAAUGUCUUUAUUCUUUUACAAUUUUCGUACACAUUAAUUAUUAAUACAUUAAAAAAAAAAAAAAGAAAAUAUAAUUAAUAUUUAUUACAGUUCAUAAAAUUAAAAAUAUUAGCACCAUUAAUCAGCAUUUUAAUUAAUAUAUUAAUUAUAAAAUAAAUCGAACAUUUAGACGAUAAAGAAAAAAAUUAAGCAUCGAUAUAUUUUAAGUAAUUAAUUACAGUAUAUAUUUAUUUAAAUAAAAAAUCAAAAAUCGCCAUUGGAAUAUUUUUAUCGGCUUAAUUAAAUAUUAAUUAAGUUUUUAAUAAACUGAACACAUCUAUCUAAUUAAUAGGUAUCGAAAAUAUUUAAAUGUCUACUUUAUAUAUUUUUAUUGUAUGUACAUAGUAUAAAUUUUUUUAAAAAUUAUUUUGUUCCCAUGACGUUCUUUGGCGGUUAUUUAGUUUAUUAUUUUAACAGACUGGGGGCUUUGAUAUUUUUUUUUAUUAAUUAUUAAUUUAAAUAAAAGCCCGUAAUUUUUUUUUAAAUUUGAUUAUUUAUGACUCAAUUAUAUUUUUAAAAUAUUUAACACGAGUUUUGAUUUAUGAAUACAAUGGCAGUUGAAGAAUUUAUUUAAUAUAUGAAUAUAUAUAAAUUUUAAGUACCGUUAGUACUCAUAUUGUGUAUAAUUAAUUGAGUGAAUAAACUUUUAAUUAACAGAUAAUUACAAUAAGACAUCAGUAAACUCGUGGAUAAUUCUUGUUGCGUAUUAAAAAAUAUGGCAAGAUAAAUGAGUAUUUAAAUAUUUAUAUUUCUUAUUAUUUUAAAGAAAUAGUAACUGGUAAAUUAGCACCGGAACGAUGCUUACGAUGUAAGUAUCUUGCAGGACUCAAUAAAUAUCCGUAUGGAUAAUCAAAAUUUUAAACAUUAUAAUGUAUAAUAUUUAAAAAUAAUAUUAUCUAUAUUUAUUUAUUUAUACUUCGGUUUUACUCAAGUGCGUAAGUUCAACAGCUUCCUCUUGCUGUUUUGCUGUGGCUGCAUCGAGCUCACCUCUGCUCAUUUUUUCAAUAAUACAAGCCCCAAGUGCGUCACAAACUACGUUUAUUGUCGUUCUGAAUCGGUCU